Messenger RNA from Eremothecium sinecaudum, 753 nucleotides. It is a transcript of the gene PRE8, whose product is annotated as proteasome core particle subunit alpha 2. Gene Ontology annotation, cellular component: proteasome core complex; proteasome core complex, alpha-subunit complex. The record is from RefSeq and is a predicted model, not a curated record. Gene Ontology annotation, biological process: ubiquitin-dependent protein catabolic process. NCBI's taxonomy places the organism in Eukaryota, Fungi, Ascomycota, Saccharomycetes, Saccharomycetales, Saccharomycetaceae. The coding region runs from base 1 to 753 and encodes 250 amino acids. The transcript has 2 exons.
AUGGCUGACAGAUAUUCUUUUUCGUUAACUACUUUUUCACCUAGUGGUAAACUAGGUCAAAUAGACUAUGCUUUGGCAGCUGUUAAACAAGGUGUGACCUCAUUAGGUAUCAAGGCUACGAAUGGUGUUGUCAUUGCAACAGAGAAAAAGGCUAAUUCUACAUUGACCCUAACGGACACGUUAGAUAAGAUUUCUCAAAUUACUCCAGAUAUCGGAGCAGUGUACUCUGGUAUGGGUCCUGAUUUCAGAGUGCUCGUUAAUAAAUCAAGAAAAACUGCCUACGGUAACUAUAGGAAGACAUACGGUACUUAUCCACCUACCAAGACACUUGUUUCUCAGAUCGCCAAAAUUAUGCAGGAGGCAACUCAAUCUGGAGGUGUGAGACCUUUUGGAGUUUCUCUUCUAGUUGCAGGAUAUGAUGAUCAUAAUGGGUUUGGGUUAUAUCAGGUUGAUCCCUCUGGUGCGUAUUUCCCAUGGAAGGCUACAGCUAUUGGUAAGGGUGCAACAGCCGCGAAAACAUUCCUAGAAAAGAGAUGGAAUGACGAACUUGAACUUGAAGAUGCAAUUCACAUAUCGCUUUUAACUCUAAAAGAGUCUGUUGAAGGUGAGUUCAACGGUGAUACCAUUGAAAUUGCAGUUAUAGGUGAGGAAAACGAUGAUCUACUUGGUUAUAGCGGUGAUGCUAAAGCAAGAGGCCCCCGCUUUAGGAAAUUCUCUGCACAAGAAAUUAACGAUAGGUUAGAAGCUCUGUAG